AUGAUGAGACGGAGAACAGUGAUUCGUGUACGGAUUCCUCAACUGCGAUCUCCUACAGAAUGCGCACCUGUCUGUCAGCAGUCCUGUUAUCAGUCCUGCUCGACGCAGAGCAAUCCAACAAACUGUGGACAACUUUGUCAACAGUCUUGUGAACCGAGUUGCGUUAACAUUGUUGUUUCUCGUACAUCACAACAGUCAUCCGUCCCUCAAUGUGCACCCGUGUGCAUGCCAUCUUGUGCACAGCAGUGUGUGUUACAGCACAGCAUCGCCAUUUCCAAGAUACAAAGCGAUCACGAAGCCAUGCCUUCUCGGUUUCCCACCGAAUCGAAGCAGUGUUUGAACUUGUGUAUGCCUCAGUGUACACCAAACUGCAUCCAAGAGCAGCAGUCAGUGAUUCAACCUAUUCCUUCUCCGAACUACCUGUCUGUUCUGUGUAUAGCUGUCUGUAUGCCUCUUUGCGAUACAAAAUGCAUUGAUCGACAUAGAUUAGUAACUACAUCAGCUCCAAGAAUACUAACUACGUCGACUCCAGCUGUUUCUACACUAUCCGUUCAACCUCUGACUCUCUGUAUAGCAACUUGCAUGCCCUUUUGCACACAAGAGUGCCUGCAUAGAAACUCACACUACCCACAUCCACAGCACCCUUUUCCAGUCCAUCAAGCCCUAGAAUCUUGCCACCCAAUCUGCCAACCGGCGUGCAACCCACAAUGUUUAAAAAAGGUUGCAUUGAACGUCACUUUAUACCAAAAUGCCCAAUCGCAACAAAGCACUACUGCGUGGCCAGUUCAACAUUUGUACACAAAGCCACCCACAGAAUGCGUUUCGCAAUGUCAACCUGCAUGCAAAGAGGAGUGCGUCAAGAGUCACAUCGUCAAUGAAUUCGUAGCGACAAAACUAGCUCAAGUCACAUUAGAGCCCAAUCAUGAACAGCCAUGCGUAGCGCAAUGCAUGCCCGCUUGUGAAUCCGAUUGUAUCCAACAAAAUUCGAAUCUUUCUAUAAAUAUCGUCUUGGAGGAAGAAAAUAAACAAGACUGGGCAAUGUUGCCAGGACGAAAUUUGCUCGCUGAGAGUGUUCAAUGUGCUCCGGAAUGUAUGCCAGAAUGUGAACAACAGUGCUUAACCAGUACUAUAGGUGCUGCACAAAUUUUUCCACAAUCACAGCUAUCGAUUUGUGUAAAGGAAUGUCAGCCACUGUGUGAGCCAUCAUGUGUAGAGGUGAGACUGCUCUACGAUUAG
This is a messenger RNA of Angiostrongylus costaricensis, 1236 nucleotides long. Lineage: Eukaryota; Metazoa; Nematoda; Chromadorea; Rhabditida; Metastrongylidae. The record is from the annotation of a GenBank genome assembly.